Messenger RNA from Brassica oleracea var. oleracea, 1150 nucleotides. Its product is annotated as putative branched-chain-amino-acid aminotransferase 7. The record is from RefSeq and is a predicted model, not a curated record. Gene Ontology annotation, molecular function: branched-chain-amino-acid:2-oxoglutarate transaminase activity. NCBI's taxonomy places the organism in Eukaryota, Viridiplantae, Streptophyta, Magnoliopsida, Brassicales, Brassicaceae. Gene Ontology annotation, biological process: branched-chain amino acid metabolic process. The coding region runs from base 37 to 1119 and encodes 360 amino acids. The transcript is spliced from 9 exons.
ACCCCUUCUUGCUCUCUUUGUCUUCAUCUAUCCAAAAUGGCUCCUUCUGUGCCCCAUUCUUCAUCAGUACCUCUUCUCACAAGUGAAGCAAAUGAAAAAUAUGCGAACGUGAACUGGGAAGAGCUUGGAUUCUCUCUGAUUCCAACAGAUUAUAUGUAUAUGUCGAAAUGCAAACAAGGAGAGAGCUUUUCAGAAGGAGAGAUUGUUCCUUAUGGGGACAUUCCAAUUAGCCCUUGUGCUGGGAUUCUCAACUAUGGCCAGGGACUAUUUGAAGGGCUCAAGGCUUACAGGACUGAAGACGGACGGAUCACACUCUUCCGGCCUGACCAAAACGCUUUUCGUAUGCAAACUGGUGCAGACAGGCUUUGUAUGACAUCUCCUUCUUCCGACCAGUUCGUCCAAGCAGUUAAGAAAACUGUGCUUGCCAACAAGAAAUGGGUUCCUCCUCCUGGUAAAGGAUCUUUGUAUAUUAGGCCUCUACUCAUAGGUACUGGUGCUGUCCUUGGAAUAGCUUCAGCACCUGAAUAUACAUUCCUCAUGUACGUAUCUCCUGUUGGAAAUUACCAUACGGCAAGCUCAGGCUUGAACCUUAUAGUUGAUCAUACGUAUCGCCGUGCCCAUACUGGUGGAACUGGCGGUGUGAAGAGCUGCACAAAUUAUUCUCCAGUUGUGAAACCUUUGUUCGAAGCAAAAUCAUCAGGUUUCUCUGAUAUCUUGUUCCUGGACGCAGCAACUGGCAGAAACAUUGAAGAGGUUUCUACAUGUAAUAUCUUCAUCACCAAGGGAAAUAUUGUCUCUACUCCACCAACUUCAGGAACCAUUUUACCAGGAAUCACAAGGAAAAGCAUAAGCGAACUAGCACGUGAUAUCGGCUACCAGGUUCAAGAACGUGAUGUUUCAGUGGAGGAGCUAUUAGAGGCAGAAGAAGUUUUCUGCACAGGGACUGCAAUGGUCGUCAAAGCUGUUGAAACCGUGACCUUCCAUGACAAGAAGAUAAAAUACAGGACAGGAGAAGAAGCAUUAUCUACCAAGCUUCACUUGAUGUUAACCAAUAUUCAGAUGGGCAUUGUUGAAGAUAAGAAGAGUUGGAUGGUGGAGAUCAAUGGUUGUGAUGAAUAGAUUAUCUUGCUAAUAAAAAAAAGGUGAAGAC